UCGCUACUAGCUUUCUAGCUAGCAAGUUGCUAAUCAAUGAGCACAGCAGCAACGAAAACUUUUACAGGGAUAUUAUGACUGAUGAUCAUGUACGACUGCUGGCGAUGUAAAAAAAUAACAUUUAUCCAACGUUGCUACCUUUAAAAAAUCACUAACAAAAUUGUACGGGUGAGUUUUGUGCCAUUUAUGCUAAUUUUCUGUACAAAUAACAAGCAGUACCGUUAGCAAGCUAAGUGCAACUUGGUGUUAGAGAUAACGCUAGCAGAGCCGGCUACUGUUUUGAUUUCCAAGGCCUGAAAGAAACGUAGUUAACAUCGCUAGUCUGAAAGCUAGCUAGCUGGUGAUUUAUCCGUCUGACUCAGACAUCUAAUAACCAUUGAGCUGCCAUUGUGACCGUAUUGACAUCGAUGUUGUAGUGUUAAUAAAUAAUACGAUCUUUAUUGAAGUCUGUUUAUGUGCUGAUCGUUUAAGGAUCUUCGCAGUAAACGCACAUAUCAGUUAUGUACAUAUUAUUCCGGCUAUAAUUCAGCCUAAUUAUUUAGCUACACGUCGUUAGCAAGCUGUUUUCCUUCCUAAUGCUGUAGAUAAUUCUCAUAGUUUUCUAACGCAACAGUUUUGUGUUUAUCUUCUCACUUAGCUACUGUUAGCUAACAGUGCAACUUGUUAACCGACUUUUCUUACAAGGACAUUUCUUAUCAAAAAAGUAGUGCGUUUUAUUAUAUUGUUUUGUCUUGAUACAGUUUGCAAGGCCUUUGGUUUUGGACCGUCCAGUAGUCUUAAUAUACCUCGAUAAUAAGCUGUGUACUUUUUGAUAAUUAGAAUUAUAAAUGAAUUGAAUUGUUUUCUUCAUUAGAUUCCUGGGAACCAAUGAGAUAAAGCUGCCUUCUGGCUCAACCAGAUGUGGGGUAUGCAGCCAUAAGUAAAAACAGAAUUAACCGUAGUUUAAUUUUCAUAUCAGGGAGAAAGAAAUAGUGUAAAUGUAGAUUUUGGACUUUCAAUUACCCUAAUUUUCAUCUUGUAAAUGUUUCACAUGAUUUGUGGAAUGUAAACUUGCAUGUUUUGCUCAUUGAAUAGUGAUUUAUUUGUGACUGUCGGUAAUCAAACACCAUCACCUUCCUUGCUCAAUAAUUUUCUUUAUUUGUCCUUUAACAUUCAGUUAGGUUAGCACUAGUACCCAGCUGUCAAGAAGGUCGAGAAGCAAAGGUCCAUGACAAUCGACUGUUUUUUUGGAGCCACACAGCCACAACAAAGUAACUCAGAAAGAUGAACAUCGAUGACAAGUUGGAUGGGAUUCUGAUUCAAUGUGGCACUGUGAACAUACACCACACAGCCCAAACCUUAGCACCUUCUGUGUUGGACAAAAGGGGAGGAAGAAACUUGGAUAUGUCUCUUGGAGAAAAAAGCUUGGCCAAUCAACCCCUGCUUGCUGAUGAUGACGAUGAGGAAGACGAAGAUGACGAUCUGGCCGGUGAGACGCUGGCCUCACACAACCUCAUCUCACAUGAUGAACUUAUGGUUCAUGAGGAGACUGUGAAAAACAAUGCAGCUGGAGAACAAGAAUUCUCUCAUCGACUUUCCCACAAGCUACCAUAUACUCUACAAAUGCCUGUGAAUAUUAAACAGGAACUGAAGCUGACAGACCCACUAAUUCUCAAUAAAAAGGACAAGAAACAGGAGAGGGAUCUGACAGAAUCUCACAAAAAGAAAAAAAGAAAGCAGCGGUCUCCUGCAAAGAUUCUUACCAUUAAUGAAGAUGGCUCACUGGGACAUCAGAACCCAAAGUCACACGUCUGUGAGCACUGCAACGCUGCUUUCCGAACAAAUUACCAUCUACAGAGACAUGUCUUUAUCCAUACGGGAGAAAAGCCUUUUCAGUGCAGUCAGUGUGACAUGCGUUUCAUUCAAAAAUACCUGUUGCAGAGACAUGAGAAAAUUCAUACAGGAGAAAAGCCAUUUCGUUGUGAUGAGUGUGGAAUGAGAUUCAUCCAGAAAUAUCAUAUGGAGAGACACAAAAGGACACACAGUGGAGAGAAGCCCUAUCAGUGUGAUUAUUGUCAUCAGUACUUCUCCAGGACUGAUAGAGUUCUGAAGCAUAGACGUAUGUGCCAUGAAAAUAAGGAGAGAAAGGUCCAUAAAGCAGCUGCCAAAGUUGGCCUUCUACCCAGCACAGAAACUCUCACAUUCUCCUUUCCAUCCAAGGAGAGCACUCUACCUAAGAAAAAGCGCCAGAAGUCCACUGAUAAGAGCAACACCGUUGUCCAAAACAUUUCUGUCCCAGAAAAAGUUGUGGAGGGCGAAGAGAAGAAAGAAGAAGACAGACUCUGCAAAAGUGAAUGUCUUCCUCUUUAUGAUGUUGCCACCAAGGUAAAGGAUGAGUAUGUAAUGACAGAAUAUUCUGUCGAACUCCCAGAUUGUUCUCCCGGAAGCAGGGAACUUACUGGGGAGGCAUCUUCUGAUGAGAUCACACCUCCAAAGAUAGUGCUGAAGAAGAUCGUUAGCAAGAAGAAUGUAAAGCAGCAGACUUUGGAACACUCACAGCCUUUGUCACCCUUGUCAUCAUACGAGGAGGGAAAAGUCACAAGAUAUACAUUUGAAAUUGUUGAUAACAAAGGCCUUUUGGAUGUUGAGCCAAGCACUGACUUGGAGACUGUUGAUCCACUCCAGGUUGGGCCAACAAAGCCAGCUGGCAGCAGCACAAACUAUGAUGAUGCCAUGCAGUUUCUCAAGAAGAAGCGUUACCUUCAGGCGACCAUGGCCAAUAACAGUCGGGAGUAUGCCCUGAACAGCAUCUCCUCACAGCCCUCAGUUACUCAGACAGCUGUGGCCACGGUCAUAGAUGAGACUGUCCCUGCCACAAUCCUGUCCGAGACUCAGACUCUGAACGUGGAGAUCAAGUCGAGCCAUGAGAAGAAUGUGCUCCCUGAUGAAGUCCUACAGUCUCUCCUGGAUCACUACUCCAUCAAAGCCAAUGGACAACCAGAGAUCAGCUUCAGUGUAGCAGACACAGAAGUAACUUCCAGCAUCUCCAUCAAUUCAUCUGAUGUAUCAGAGAGCAGUCCUACUGAGGCCUUGGGUACUAGCUCCCAAGCACCCACUGCAGAAAAGGCUAGUCUUCUUCAAGAGUAUUCAAAGUUUCUCCAGCAAGCUUUAGAGAGGACCAGUCAGAAUGACAGCUACCUGAACAGCCAGAGCCUAGCGUUUGUGAAUGAAGGAGCAAGCCUUGGAGGGCAGCCUUUAUUUUCCACAGACAAGCAGUUUGGUUCACCUAGUCGGUUUCGAUCAGGUAUGAACUCUCCGCUGAGACUGGAUAAACCUCACUUUGGUCUUUUAGUUGAUUCCCAGCACUCAUUCUCAUUUUCAGGUGAUGAAACCAACCCGUCUUCAGUGUCACCAACUGAGGACUUUCUGGAGCAGGUGUCCCCCAAAAAAUCAGACACUCAGGGCAUUACUCAAACGUUUCAGAUUGCAACAUUUGAUCAGAACUUUCGAUCUCAGUUCCAGACCACCCGGUCCGGACUAUCUUCGCAAUUUAGUGUUUCCAAUGGACAGGUCAGCAUAAGAAGUCAUGGAGGAUCAGACUUUCCAGAAUUCUCUCUCGUUACUGAAACCAGAACUCAAUUGAGCGCUUCUCCAGAUGCCACAAGCAGCCAUACAUUUGGCUAAAAAAAAAAAAAAAAAAAGCUAUUUAAAAAAUGUACUUGUUUAAAAGCACUUUAUAUUCUUGCUCUGCGAAUGUAAGCAGCACCACAUUGGAUGUUCGUCUCAUGGCAAGCAUUUGAACUCCAGAUGUUCUCUUUGUAUUGAUCUGUGUUGUUUUAAUCAUGCAGGAUGAGAAUCAUUUUAGGAAAUUUUUGUUUUUCAGCACACUCAUUUAACGUCUGUGUACAUGUAAAAGGCACUUUUCUGUAUUUUCUUUUAAUUCUAUAAGUUCCUCUGCACAUCAUACUGCACAACCAGUCUCUCUAAGAGAGAAUUUACUUUCUUACAGUAACAUACAGAUAAGCUCUUAAAUUUCCAAUGUAAACUCAUGAAUUCAUAAUUUUAUAUAAUGAAAUUAUAUAAUUCUAAAAUAUUUUUGCACAACACUAUGAAGGUAAUAUUAAUUUUUUUUUUAUUUUAAAAAGGCUCUUAAAUUAUUUUGGAGCUAGAUGCAGCUCUGAUGCAUUGGUUUAUUUGUAGGUACCUUGAUUGACACCUUAAUUUUCUUUGUACAAAAAAGGUAUCAUCCAUGGAACUAAUAAUCCAUGACCCUAUGAGAUGAAAUUAAAUUAAUUUAGGUUUUGCUGGGAGAGUAUACCUCAGAUACAGCGUGGGGUAUUGAAUAAAGAUAUCAACAUUUAAGUACAUUCCUCAAGUUGUAUUUUUCACUAAUGAAGCUUAUUAAGUAGGUGUACCUAAAAAGUUUUUUUCCUGCAUGUAGUGCCUUUUUGUGUAUCUGUGAAUUAUUAAAAAAAAUGAAAAAAAGUUUUUUUUUUUUUUAUUUUGUUUUUUUUUUUUUUUUUUAGUUAUGACCCUGAACCUAAAGAAACGAAUGAUUUUAAAUAGCUAAACUGUUACAUUUGCACUUGUAAGGGCGAAAUCAGUGCUUUUUAUACCCGGAUUUUUGAUUCAACUGGAUCAAUCCCAACCUCAAUAACAAUGAUUAUUUCUCUUUUUUCUGAAGCACAUUUUCCAGUUUCCUCAUUACAAUUAUGGAUAUCUUUUAUGGGGUCAGAGAUUGGUGAUGUCUUUAUUUGUUAUGUUAUUCUAUUGUGUGUUUGGUAGUUAACCAUCAAAUAUAUGAAAUUGGGAAAUUACAGUUGAGUCAUGUAGCUUUAAUCAUUGUCUUUGAAAUAUGAACUAAACUUUGCCUUGUCUAUCUCUAAAUUGACAUUCAUGUAUUCAUUGCAUUGUUUGAUGAAACAAAUGGUGCAUGGCUUUGAUCUUUGGUACUUUUAUUUAGUAUUUAUAACCCUAAUUAUCGUUAAUGUACGUCUUACAUCUAACAAUGAAUCACAUAAACAUAUAAUUUCUGUAUGUUUUAAUUUCUCUUUUUUGUGUGUUGAAAUAUCUUAUCCAAGUCCCUAAGCUGUAAUUCAUGCAUGCUGGUUUUUAAAACCUACAGGUGUGCCAUGUUAAACUUUAGACCAAAUUCCAUUGUAAAGAGAUAUUUAUUAUAAAUUACAGUUACUGCUCAUACUUAAUUUGAAAACAUUCCCUCAUUUGACUCUCAGAUGUGUCUCGUUAUCUGCAUAUAUGUUUGUAUGUAUGUAUAAUGAAUAUAAAAUGUCUACACACCCCUGUUAAAUUAACAGAUAUUUCUGAUGUAAAAAAUAUAUUUUUUUUAUUCUUACUGUGAAAUUACAUGUAUAAAAAGUAAGCAAAAGAAAAACAUUUUAUUUAUUUAUUUUUUUUAGAAAGGGGGGGUGUUGGUGAAGACAAUAGGCAAUUAUUCUCAUACCUUUAUGGGUAAGAGUCUUUCAGCAUGGUACAACUUGACUUGGCAGUAUUUUCCUACUCCUUGUUGCCAAAACAUGUAUGGGGGCAUCACAUGCACAACACAGAUUUUCAGUUGCAUUCAGGUCUGGUCUCUGGCAGUCAUACUAAAUACAUAUCUCCUGAAGGUUUUAUACUAAAAUUGACAGAUAUUGGUAGAUAUUCAGGUUUCCCCUCAACCUUGGUAAAAGUCCUAGUCUUGAAGAAAAGCAGCCCUAAAACAUGAUGCUACCACCACUAUGCUGCACUGUGGGUAUAGUGUACUUUUCAUGAUGCACCAAACAUACCUUAUGGAGUUGGUGUCAUUAAACCAUAACACAUUUUGCAACACAUGGUUUGAGGUGAUUAGGUUGAGGCCAACUCCACUUUUGUUUUUGUCCAGACAUGGAAAGAAUGAGACAUCAUUGUCACAUGCUGAGAAGAAACAGUACUUUUUAGAUAUACCUGCAGCUACUUUAAUGUUGCUGUAGAUUGUGUACUAUAUUUCUAGCAGCCUCCUGGGUUAGUUUUUUCUUGUCCUUUUAGAAAUUGUGGAGGGACUUCCUUUUCUUGGUGACGUCACAGUGUUACUCCAUUUGUUGAUGAUGGCUUUUAAGGAUUUUUUUUCAGAAGUCCUACAGAAAAAGCUGAUCUUAAAUUGAUGUUAAUAAUUAUUUCAUUGACAGCUACAUUAUAACUACUUAUGAAUAUGAACAUGGACGUGAUUGGUUCAUUGGUUCAAAUCAACAAUUAUGAAAGGGUGUGCACAGAACUUUUUUUUUAAAUUCAUCCUAUUUUUUUCCUAUGAUUGAGCAUUUUACACUUAUUUUUUAUAGGUUGUAAGUUUGGAGGUGUAAAUAUUUUUUUUACAUGAUUCAUCUUGGUUUCUUUUAUUUAACAUCACAAACAUUCUGCCAUUUUAAAAAGGGGUAUGUGGACCUUUUAUAUCCAUGUAUGUAUGUAAGUUGUACAUUUUUAACUGCACAUUUUGUUUUGUGUAUGCUAAGAGUGAGAUGGAGAAACUGGUGAUAUUUGGGAUCUCUGUGGAUUUUUAAAUGAAUGUACUCUGUUAAUUCAAUCUGCAUAAUCCUGUUGGUUUUGGCCUCAAUGAACACUGCUCAUGUUACUGUUGAUUCAUAGAGACUAGUUUUUUUCUCUCUGUCACUUCCUGAAGUUGAAAAUACCACAGCAGAUAAUCUGAUUUAAUUUCAGAGAAGUUCAUAUCUAUUUCUCUUGCAUUAUUUAAGCAGAUUCAUAAUUGUGCACUCAACAAAAAGCAGCUUUAUAUAUCAUGCACAUUCUGAGCACAAUUUGAAGUGUUUUUUUAUGUUAGUUAGUUACAGGGUUAAAAUCCAUCAGGUUUCAAAUUAUCCAGGAUUUCACUCAAGUCAAAAUGAAGUGAGAUCACUUUUCAUUUACCUUUGUAUGAUAUUGUUUGAUAUUGGUAUAAUAGUAUUAUUUUCUUUUACUGCUACAGACGGUUACAUUAAUUCUGACCCCAACCCCAUACAUUGGAAUUAUGGGAGCGUCUAUAUGAAUGAAUAUGUCUCUUUUCCCUUGUUAAAAUUGAUAUAAUUAACUGUUGAUGCUUUCUGAUCUUCUUAGUUAUAGACAUGUCUAUUAUCAAGUUGAUGUGGGGUGCAUGUCCACUGUUUUUUUUUAAUACACUGGUUAUAUAUUUUUAUAUGUAUGUAUUUUAUUGUAGCCAGUUUAUUCCAUAGAACACCAUUCAUUUUAUGCAAUAUGAUGUAUAGAUCCUGGAAACUUUUUUUUUUUCUUGAUUGCAUCUCUUGUGUAUGUCCUUUGAAAUACAACAGAAGAACUCAGUGGUGUUUCUUUUAAUUGCUUUUUAAUUUAUCCCCCUCCUUGUUCUCUUUGUUUUCACCUUGUUCACUUUGUUUCAAUUAUGUUUCACAAUUGUGUUUCACUUCUCUGUAGUGAAGCUACAGUAGAUCCCUGUCCUGGCUGCCAUAUGUCAAUACACAGAGUCAACAGAGACUUUCCUUUUGUCAACAUACCUGGCUGAAUACCAAUGAUAUCCCCAUAUAAUGUGUUGAAUUCUGAGUGUUUUGUAUGACUAGAUGUAGCUUUUUGUCAUUUAGUGAAUUCACUCAGACCUUGUUUUUCAUAAUCCUCCAGAUAAUGAUUGUCCAGCCUCCACAUAAAAAUGAAAUAAAACCA
Messenger RNA from Tachysurus vachellii, 7635 nucleotides. It is a transcript of the gene znf148, whose product is annotated as zinc finger protein 148. Gene Ontology annotation, biological process: regulation of transcription by RNA polymerase II. The record is from RefSeq and is a predicted model, not a curated record. NCBI's taxonomy places the organism in Eukaryota, Metazoa, Chordata, Actinopteri, Siluriformes, Bagridae. The coding region runs from base 1264 to 3663 and encodes 799 amino acids. Gene Ontology annotation, molecular function: RNA polymerase II cis-regulatory region sequence-specific DNA binding; DNA-binding transcription factor activity, RNA polymerase II-specific. The transcript has 6 exons.